Messenger RNA from Prorocentrum cordatum, 1819 nucleotides. The record is from the annotation of a GenBank genome assembly. Lineage: Eukaryota; Dinophyceae; Prorocentrales; Prorocentraceae.
CUUCGUUCCCUCAAUCCUACCUGCUAUGGCGCAAGGUCCCUUGCCCGUGAGUGAAGAUGCAUGACAGAAUUCGUAUUUCGUAUAUUUCGACGAGCAGAUGGCAAUGGCGCGUGCUGCUGGAGAUGCGCGCGAGAGGGAGCCACUCAUUGCCCCUGCAUGCUGGACGAAGGCCGGAUUCAGAGAGGAGGCUCUCGACGAGGGAACCGCCGACAGUGACUCCUCGGUCGUCUUCUACCUGCUGAAGUGUAUCAUGGGCGCUGGAGGUUUUGCGAUACCGUGGGCGUUUGCACGCAUGGGCCUCGUCGUCGGGAUGAUCUCGAUGUGCGCCUGCGCGGUGGCGAGCUGCUUCACACUGCACCAGCUCUCGGCUCUUCGGGCGCAAGUGGAAGCGAAGCUCGGGCAGCGCUGCAGCACCUACGUGGACCUGGCUCGGGCCACUCUCGGUGCGCAGGGAGCCCUUGUGGUGUACUGCCUCGUCGUCGUCUGCUCGCUCGGCGUCUGCUCUGCGUACCUGGUCUUCAUCGCCUCCUCUCUCUGCUCCCUGCAGGUCCCCCUGGCCUCGGGCACCGUCGCGCUCGCCACUGCUGCGGUGCUUCUGCCCGUGGUCUGCCUGGGUCGCGGGCUUUCCGCCCUGACGGUGCUGGCUCAGGCUGGCACCGUGGCGGUGCUGCUGGGCUACGGGGUGACGAUGUGCUACGCGCUGAUGGGCCACGGCGUGGGGGCGGCGGCAUCGAAAGGUGGGCCAGCGGGAGCACUGGCGCUGCCCUCCCUGCUCGCCCCAGCCGAUUGGGCCUCCGCUGUCGCAGGCUUCGGCCCCAUCGCCUUCUUGUUCCUCAUCCAUUUCCUGGCCGUCCCGAUCAUGGCUUCUUCGGGGAAGUCUGCAAAACAGGGUCGAUUUGAGUGCCUUGUACUGGUGGCCUUCGGCAUCGCCUCGUUCAUCAACGGUUGCUUUGGAGCAGUUUGCUUGGUGUGCUUCCAGGGCCAGGUGUCGUCCAUAGUGAUCAACGACAUCGCUGCGGGCACCUGGUGGCUCAGCGCCACAAAGCUGCUGCUUUGUGCAGACCUCCUCUGUUCCUAUCCGAUUGCGUUCUCCGCCGGGUGCCAGGUCGUCGAGAAGUCGCUGGAGCCGCUGCUCCAGGACCGGUGCCUCCCACAGGCCGGCGGCGGGGGCAGAACGGCUGCGGCAGAUCCCUGGAGGUGCGCGGUGCGCACGGGGAUGCUGCUGGUCACCGUGGGAGUGGCGCAGCUGCACGAUUUCGGCACCAUCAUCUCCGUUGUGGGCGGGUUCGCUCAAGUGACCAUGGCAUUCGUGCUGCCGCCGCUCAUGCACCUGAGGCUGCAGGGUGCGUCCAUGUCGCAGCUGCACCAGUGCGCCAACGGGGCCCUCGCCCUCCUGGGGUCUUGCCUCGCGCUGCUUGUCACGGGGACGGCCCUCGCCUCGGCCGUCCAGAGCCACGCCGAGUGAGCAUUCGUUGGGCUGCCCAGGGGCACAGGAUGAAGAGAGGAGAGGCGCGGCUGCCGAGGUGAGCUGCGGGGCUCCUGGCGCCGAGUCGGUCUCAUCGGCCCUCUUCGGCCACUCUGCGACACCCGCCAGACAGACGAACUGACUCGGAGCGCACAGCCGCCACCUCCCCUCUGUUCUGGUUUCGUUCCUUGCGCAUGCGUGCCCGCUGCUUGGUCAUCAUGCGGCCGCGGCUUGUCAUGUGUCCAGCGAAUUCAGCGUCUCUACCAGGACCACUGCCUGUGGAGGUGCUUUCGUAGAUGAAAAAAUUGAGUGGCGACCAGCGAGCGCCUCCGCCAAUCUGGGCGGCGAAGGAAA